CCAAAGGACCGAGGAGCACAAUAUUGUCGAAACUGAGGGAAAGAAAUCAUAUCAUUAAGAGUAUGAAUACCUAACAUCAUUAAUGGCAAUUUAUGUUGAAAAAAACACCACGAAGAACUAAAGAAAAAAAAUGAUACGUUCUAAAAACUUACACCUUGAGUUGAUGCAGGACAUAGUGACCAUCGUAUAUUUCCAUAAUUCACGCUUGAUUGCACACGGGAAAGUCCCUCUCGUUCCACGUUUCACCUGUCUGCCUGUGCACUGUACGUGCACUGUGCAUCAUUCACAUCACUGACAUUUGUACAUACUAAACGUUUAGUCGCCCUCGAUCAAAAGUACGAAAAAUGGGGAGAACGAAACCUUUUGGAAUAAUUUGGAUUAUCAUUUUAGCUCUUAGUUCUUGGGCAGCUGCUCAGACUGCUUUCAAACCAGAAUGUGCAGCAUGGGAUCAGAUGAUUCGAUCGAUCAGCAGGAAUGUCAGGAAGAUACCCACUGCAAGUGCUACAUGCACAAGGUCCAAAGACUGUACAAGGUUCGCCUGCAAGUUUCUGAUGCUGCGCAAGGAUAUCAUAUUUGACAUCAAGCUCUUCCCGUGUACAACACCUGCACAGAUGAGAUUACUGGUGCUGAGUAAUACCGACAAUGUCUACUUUGAACAGACAGUCAUGAAUGGAAAUACAUACCCAAUUCCAGGUCUUACAUACAACAUUUUUCCUGGCAUGAGACUCCAAAUAUCAGUUCAAGUUCAUUUUAGAAAAUUAGCUGCUGGACUAGAAAUAGGGCUGCGAAUGAAGUUCUCUGGACCUACUCCUCUCAUCACCUUCCAAUAUCCCAUUUUCCCUGAUUUCAUAAUCCCUGUCAGAGAAUGUACAACAGCAGUGAUCCCAGCCCAGGUGCACUGCACGAAAAUGAAUAGUACAGUGACCUCUUUGACCCUCCCUAGAGCUCAUACCUGUGCCAUGGCAACGGGAUGCGGUGGAAUAUCUUGCUCUGGAACCAUAUUCUCUGUGCCUUCAGUCAGAUCAGGAAACAUUCCUUACAAUAUAAGUCUAGUGAUGGAUGGUUGUGAUAGCCCUCUUUCAUACACGGUCGCCAUAUCAACUGCAGUGGGAAGCUGGCAGUAUAAGUUUUUCCGCUCCAAGGAUAUCAUCGUGGAUAUGAUCUUUCCUCAACGAACUGCCUUUGUGAAAAUGGCAAUGAAGCCAGACCUGAACCUCGAGACUAUGACUACUUCCUUUAUAGUGAGAAGCUGCAUAAAUAGGAUGUCAUGUUUUGACAUUGGCUUACUGAAUCAGGUUGCUAUUCCUAUCCCACCAUGCAACUCAGUCGCCCCCACUGGUUCAUCCCCUGCUGCACCGGGGUCAACACCCCAUCAGGAUGAGUGCCUCAUCUGGAGGAACGUAGAAACAGAGCUGAUUCAAUCAGCUGGACCAGGUUAUGGUAUUACGUCAUGUACCACAAUAGAGAAUUGCAGUGGAUACAAUUGCACUGGGGAAUUUGAGGGUCACAACUACACUAUUGUGACUGUACUGAAGCACUGUAGAGACCCAGUUGUUCUUCAUAUGCGUGUUUCUAGCACUACUGAUAGAUUCUUCUGGCAGAAGAGUAUAACCCAUAAUGAAAAUAUUACCGUCGCGGGUAAGAAUCAAGGUUCUUCUGGUAUGCUUGGUUUCCACAUCCACCUGCUGAAGUUAUCACCUAAACAGGUGCUAGUAGGGGUGUUUGCUCAAGUGGGUCUACCGGGUCUCUCGCCCCUCAAUGUACCCCUCAUCCAGGAUCAGAUUAUGCCAGUUAGACAGUGCCCAGGCAUCACCAAUGGAAUCCCUGGACAAGGCGCCAACGGAAGAGGAACAGGAAACAAUGCAGGGGGCGGUCAAGGAGGGGGUAGACCCAGGCGACCUGGAGGGCGCCCUACUAAGAGCCCAGUCCAGAACAUGCGGAUGAGAGCAGGAGCGAGUGUAGGUAUCGGACUGUCAAUAGGUGUUGGCAUUGCAGCGCUGAUGGCUACAGUCAUGAUCUAUGUCUACUACCGACAGUUCCCGACCCAAGAUCGGAUAAUCUUGGUCCACAGGUCGCCAGCACCACCUACCACAACAAGGACUUUAUGAUGAUCUUCAAGGGACUCGUGACAGUGGUGAUAGGAAUCCAGAUGUUUUUAUUAUUUCCUGGCCAGACAAAGAGAAAAGGACCUUUUAUUCUGCAAAUCACCUCUGUGUCAAGGCACAGUUUUUUCAUAGUGAAAUGUAAAACUUAAAGAUGGCCUGUGCAAAUAUUGAAAUAAAAUAUGUCCACUGUGCCUUCUUUUAUUGGCCGGGAAAAUGAGACUUUGUGCAUCUCGCUUUAAUGACAGAGAUGUUUUUCAAAGUAACAGUCAUAACCCUUCUGCUUUUAGUGCAGAAUUGUUUCUACAUUGAAAUUAAUUGAAAUGUGUAAAGAUUGAUCAUUUUGAUUGGAAUCAUUGGUUGUUCCUUGGUUGUUGAUGAUGUACACCGUGUUUAAGCAAAUUAUUUCUUUGUCAGUGCAGAUUUGCUUUUUGUAUUGAAAUGUUUAAGAAUUUUGUAAAGAUUAAAAUGGACAUUCAAAUUUGUGUCAAAAGUGCCUCUGUUGUUUGGGCAAUAGACUUUGUAUACUGGUAAAUAAUUCUCUUCUGAUUUCAUUGCAUUGUUUUUUUUAUAAAUUUGUCAGAAUGUGCAAAGACUGAAAUAAACUAUAAUAAAAGUGCCCUCACUGGUCAAAUAAUA
Strongylocentrotus purpuratus (purple sea urchin) is the source of this 2741-nucleotide messenger RNA. RefSeq lists its product as uncharacterized. The coding region runs from base 345 to 2108 and encodes 587 amino acids. The transcript has 14 exons. The record is from RefSeq and is a predicted model, not a curated record. NCBI's taxonomy places the organism in Eukaryota, Metazoa, Echinodermata, Echinoidea, Camarodonta, Strongylocentrotidae.